Messenger RNA from Carlito syrichta (Philippine tarsier), 617 nucleotides. RefSeq names its product ras homolog family member H (gene RHOH). Gene Ontology annotation, molecular function: GTPase activity; GTP binding. The transcript has a single exon. NCBI's taxonomy places the organism in Eukaryota, Metazoa, Chordata, Mammalia, Primates, Tarsiidae. The record is from RefSeq and is a predicted model, not a curated record. Gene Ontology annotation, biological process: small GTPase-mediated signal transduction. The coding region runs from base 34 to 609 and encodes 191 amino acids.
CUGGAUGUGCGCAGAGGACGCUGGGCUGGGAAGAUGUUGAGCUCCAUCAAGUGCGUGCUGGUGGGUGACUCGGCUGUGGGCAAGACCUCGCUGCUGGUGCGCUUCACUUCCGAGACCUUCCCGGAGGCCUACAAGCCCACGGUGUAUGAGAACACGGGCGUGGACGUCUUCAUGGACGGCAUCCAGAUCAGCCUGGGCCUCUGGGACACCGCGGGCAACGACGCCUUCCGCAGCAUCCGCCCACUGUCCUACCAGCAGGCCGAUGUGGUGCUCCUGUGCUACUCGGUGGCCAACCACAGCUCCUUCCUGAACCUGAAGAACAAGUGGAUCGGAGAAGUCAGGAGUAACCUGCCCUGCACCCCCGUGCUGGUGGUGGCCACCCAGACCGACCAGCGGGAGGUGGGGCCCCACAGGGCCUCCUGCAUCAACGCCGUCGAAGGCAAGAGGCUGGCCCAGGACGUGAGAGCCAAGGGCUACCUGGAGUGCUCAGCCCUCAGCAACCGGGGCGUGCAGCAGGUGUUCGAGUGUGCCGUCCGCACGGCCGUCAACCAGGCCCGGAGGCGGAACAGAAGGAGACUCUUCUCUAUCAACGAGUGCAAGAUCUUCUGAACCUUGAG